GGCAUGUUCGCAUUCCACAAUUCAUAGCGCAUUCACCCACGAACUUUCAGAGUUCGCAGUUCUUUCCAGUUUUCAGUCAGUUCUCGUGAGUGAUAAAAAAUUAGAAGUUUAUUUCAGUGUUGGCAGUUUUUUUGCUUGUUGAAAAGGCGUCUUUAAUUUGAAUAUCAACAUUUUGAUUGUACCCUUGUCAGACGAAUUGGGAUCGGCUAUAAAAUUAAAGAUACGACACUUUAUCCACCAAAAUGGAUGAAGUUGUCGAUAAUCUCAAGGCAUGCCUUCUCAUUUCGAAGGGAGGCGUAAGUGAGAAUAGAAUCUGCAAAGAUUACUACGAUGUCACAGGGGAUCGAAUUCCCUACAGGAAGUUUAAUUUUGCUUCCUUGGAGGAAUUUCUGAAAGUAAUUCCAGGAAUAAAGAGAGUACUCAGAGGCGGUGAGUAUUUUAUCGAAGUCAUCCCAACCAACAAAACUGCCCACUUAGCGAAUUUAGUGCGGCACCAGAAAACUUCGAAGAGACCUUCGAAAAAGGUUUCUUAUAAUAGGCCGGCUAGGACUCCUUACGGAUCUAAUAACUACCAGAGAAAUCAAGCUAGGCCUCAGUCGAAUUUCAGAACUCCUUUACCUCCUGCAAAUGCUAAAUCGUCGUCGCAAUACAGCAGAGCGCCCGUGCAAAACGAUUACAGAGUUCCACAAUCAAGUGCAAGGAGCACAACUUCAUACCAAAAUGAUUCAAGAAGUCAAUUUCAAUCGAAGACAAGUACAGUUUCUAUAGGGGGAAGCUCAGCUUUAUAUCAGAGCGAUUCGAGAAGUCAAUCCCAAUCAAGGCCGAGAAGUUCGACUCCUAUAGAGAGGAGCCCAACCCCAACGAACAGCAGGAACUCUAAUACGAGUACCAGUAGUCAGAAUGGAACCAUUAAAAAAUCUUCAUUCACUUACCCACCCUCAAAGACGACGGACUACAUUCCAUUGCCGAGUCAACGGCCGAAUUACAUGAAGACUGUAAACGAGGGGCCUACUGCUUCUCCUUCAAAGAAAAUGAUGGACCGAGAUGCAAGAAUAGCAGCCGCUCCUAAGUCUGCAGAUGGAAGCGCGAAGCCAAAGAGUAGUCUGCAGAGCAGGUUAAUUGUGCCAAAAACGACUGAUACUGCCCCUAGUCAAAUUAGGUUAAAUGAACCCAAUGUGGAAAAACCGACCCCAGUAUUAAGGCCAACAGAUCCAGCAAAAAAUAUUUGUGAAAAAGAGGACGUGGAAAAUGAACCGCCGAAAUUUUACUCCAUGAUACCUUUUGAGCAAUUCUUGGAGAAGAAACCAGUGACUCAGAAGGCAACACCGAUUCCGGCUCCGCUGAUGCCACAGUCUCCGAUGAUGCCUCCACCUCAGAUGAUGUCACUGCCUCAUAUACUGCCACAUUCACCAAUGAUGCAAAAUACCCAGAGGAUUCCACAGGCUCAGAUGAUGCCACAGGCUCCUGUGGUUCCACCAGCUCCGAAAAUUCGACAGAUUCCAACCAGUGCGCAGGGUCCAGAGGCAGAACUUGCAUCUCUCGUUGAUGGCCUUCAGUUGCCUGAACCAGUCUACAAAAUUUUACCUGCCCAGAAGGGAUGCAUUUAUGCUCAAGUCACGGUAGGCAAAGAGAAGUACAGCAGUUAUCCGGAGGAUGCCAAGAGCGAGAAGGCAGCACAGGCAAUCGCAGCAGCUAAAGCGCUGACUGACUUUAAGGAGAAAAAUCUGUCGACCGUGCUUCCGGUGACGAGCGAUGUUCGUUUGAUCGUAACAAGAAUCCUGCAGAUCGUCGAUGCUCAUUCCAGUGGAGUUUUCACGUCCCAAAUUAGCACAUAUUACAAGCAAGAAUUCAAAGAACUACUUCCUGCAGACUGGUUGAGGAUAGUGAACAACUGUCCCGAAAUAAGCAUCGAAGUAGGGGCCAAUAACACGAGCAUUUUAACUCGCUAUACUCCUGAAAAGGCACAGGAAACCCCUCUACUAUUGUCGCCAAGUGAAUUGAGCCCGCAACCCUCGGGUCAGUUGAGCCCGAUACUGUCCAGCGGGUCGAGCCAAAAAUCGUCAAAUGAAUUGAGCCAGAAUAUACCUGAAUUGGUGACACCCAAUGAUCGUUAUUGGAUAGUCCACGUGAAUGUUGUAAGGCCCUCUGAAAUUUGGGCUCAACUUGUUGGUGAAGAUUACAGUGAUCGACUGCAUGCGAUGCAAUUACAAAUGAAUGAAUUCUACGCGAAAAAUUUCGAAUCGACCAAAGCCAAAAGCAUAGAACCAGGUUUACAUUAUGCGAUUUAUGAGAACGAUAAGGAUCAUUGGUCAAGGGUCAGGUGUCUUAAUCGUGAUCCAGAGACUGACGAAGUUACCGUAUUCUUCAUCGAUGAUGGUGAUGACGAGAUCUGUAACAGCAACCUUCUCCACGAGUUGGACAAACAGUUCUGCGAACUUCCAGUCCAGGCUAUAAGGCUAGCUUUACACGGAUUGGAGGUUUUCGCUGACUCUGAAGAAGCGAUGACAGUUGUUAAGAAAUACCUUCAAUCUUCUGAAGAUUUAACUCUUUACAUCGAUGUUCUGAAUGAUGAUGCCGAUGAGCUGAGUUAUGAUGUCGAAGAAGAUUGCUGGUCCGUAACUUUCUGUGAUACUAAUGGUCCAGAGGAUAUAAAUCUGAAUGAAUUAAUAGCGAAAGAUAUUAUCGAAACCUGCAUGCCUAAACCUCAUCUCAAGGAGGGUCGAAUUACUGAGGUUUAUGUCUCCCAUGUCAGCAAUACUGGAGACAUUUAUGUACAAUUAAAGAACGAAAGCUUGAAAUUCCUGGUGGACCUGAUGAACUUUACGAUAAUAAAUAAACUGAGCCAGGAUUUGAGUAAAUUGACGGUGCAGAAAGUUAAUCUCACCAAGCUUUACAUGGUCAAGGACGAAGAUGGGAACUGGCAUCGAGCCAGUGUGAUGAACGUAAAUUAUCCCAAAAAUGAAAUCGACGCUUUCCUUAUGGAUUUCGGGAGGACCAUUAUAACUAAAAUCAGCACCUUGGUAGAUUUGGAAAGCAUUUCCAAAAUGCUUGCUCAAAUUCCUGGCCAAGCUCUGAAACUUCGUCUUCACAAUGUUCCGCCAUCAUCUUUCGAUGCAGAGAAGGUUGCCCGUCUAAAAGAACUUGCGUCUCCUGACACUUCUUUACUCGUGAAAGAAGUAAUCAGAAGUAAUGAUUCUUCACCACCAACUGUGGAAUUGCUUAAACGCCAAGAGCCGUCUAACGAAAUUAUCACGAUUAAUAACACUUUGGUCCUGGACAAAGAAUUGUCAUGCCCUAAUAAUGACGACGAUAAUAACAAUGUGGGGACCAGGAAACGUAGCGAACGUUUAACUUCUCGAUACGGAUCUUCUGCAGACCGAACAGAUCCCUGCCAGAGAAAUGCUCUUAGGACUCCAAAUAUUCCACCCACUGGGUCAUAUUUCGACGUACAUGUCAGUAUGGCAGCGAAUCCAGGAAAUUUUGUGGUCCAACCUCACGAAGAUCAAUUGGAACUCGCUAACAUGAUGAACAAACUUCAAGAGGAGUGCACAACCUAUAACGGACCUCUCCCAACAUUUGAUUCUGUGAGAGAGGGUAAUCUCUAUGCAGGACAACACGACGAUACAAGCUGGUACCGCGUUUGCAUACUCAACAAGUUUGCGGACCACAGAGUCACAGUUUAUUUCUGUGACUAUGGUGAAAUGGCAAUAAUUUCACCGAAAAAACUGCAGCCACUUCUUGGUCAGUUUUGCGAAUUGCCGUACCAGGCAAUCAAUGCAAGAUUAGCAGACGUGAAGCCGGUAAAUAUCGACUGGUCGGUGGAAGAUUGUUUGCGUUUCCAGGAACUGACAGUCGAAAAGGAUCUGGUAUCCGUGGUUAAAGAAAUUGUCCUGGACCCAUCUUCCGGUGACAUGGUGCUCAGUUUGACGCUCAUCGACGUGUCGGACAGUGACGACGUUUUCAUCGACAAAGUUCUCGUUAGUGAAGGCCGAGCUGAAAAUUUAUAGGAUCAAAAGAAAAAAAUACGAGAGAGAGAGAGAGAGAUUCUGAACCAUCUGCGAUGUAAAUAAUUUAGAUGCGAGACUACUAAUUUUAACGUCGAUUUAAAAAAACAUAAAUCUUCCGGAUUAACAAAAGGCGUGUGAGUAAAACUUUACAAGCUUUUACGUGCGUAAACAUAAGACUAGAUCAUGAAAUCACUAAUGAUUUAUUUAGAGCUCGAGAAGAAAGUGACAUAGAUUAAUAAUUUAAACGAGUAGUUUGAGAGAGACACACACUACAAGUAUUUUAGAGUUUAAAGAUAAAUAUUUUUUUAUUUAACGCUUUAAUACUUAGAUAUAUGUUAUCGUAGAAGACAUUGUCUUCAAAACAGAGCGUUGUGAUUUUCAUUUUAAUGAUUCGCAACAAGACAUAAGAUUGAGUGGAGGGAAAAGUAAAAUGUGGGAGAAAUGGUUGUAAUUUUUUAAAAAUUUGCACUUAUUGUGUAUUCUUUUAUUUUUUUAUGUUUGUGGAAGGCGAAAAAGAUUAUGAUUUUAAAUCACAAACAAAAGUUUUUUUUUCUUUUAUAUUUUUCAAUUUACUAAACUGCGUUAUCAUUUAGCCUGGUUGUGUAAAUUAAGGCCUUAAAUUAAAAACCGAAUUAUUAAAAGUUUCAAAAGACUGUAACUAGAUUGGAGAUUGUAACACUAGAUUCCACUGUGUCAAUUUUCAAUAUAAGUGCCAAUAAACGUUCAUGAGUUUGACUUUUAAA
Belonocnema kinseyi is the source of this 4750-nucleotide messenger RNA. Its product is annotated as tudor domain-containing protein 7A-like. Lineage: Eukaryota; Metazoa; Arthropoda; Insecta; Hymenoptera; Cynipidae. The coding region runs from base 243 to 4007 and encodes 1254 amino acids. The transcript is spliced from 17 exons. Gene Ontology annotation, biological process: spermatogenesis. The record is from RefSeq and is a predicted model, not a curated record.